ACAAAAAAAAAUUGUAUGGUAAUGACUCAAAAUCUAUUAACUGCUUGAAGUUCUGAGUGUUAUCACUCAAGAAACGUUUUUGUAUUGGUAGAUGUCUUAGGAAGAUUAGAUUUUCAUUGGACUGUUCUCUGUUAGUUGUUGAACUAAUCACUUAACAAUGAUUUUGUCAUCAUUAUAUUAUUAGUAGAUUAAUACUACUUUUCUCCUAAUAUCUUGACUUUCUUUCCUCACUGAUGUAAACAACUCCACUUUACAACAUUAUUGCAAAACAACUCUUAUUAAAUGAUCAGUCCCACACGGAAAGUUCUAUCAUAUACUAACAAAUAUGGUUUUGUCAGCUUUUAACUAAAGAAUGACCUAUUUGUUUUGUAGUAUAUAUCGAAUAAACAUUUUAGCGAGUGGAAUGCAUAUGAUCACUCGACAAAUCUUUCAAAUUGUCGGAAUUAUAACAAACGCAUUUGACACGUACAAAUAUUAGUCACCAACAUACACACUUCACCUAUGCUAACUCCCACAUUUGAACUUAGGUUAUGACACUCUAAUAUUAACCAAUUAGCUACUCGAUAGUGAUAGAUAAUACAUGUAAACAUAUGAAAAUUUUGAUUGCAUUACUUAUAUUAUCAAAGUGCUGACUGCAAUAGAAACUGAAGUUCCAUCGCAUGAGGUCCUUAAUACAUUCUCCAGUGACUAGUAUUUAAUUUUCUAAGAUAUUAUAAUCAUUUAUCAUGAAAUUACUUUCCUAAAAUUAAUUUUAAACUAUGAUUCUUUAUAUGUGAAUCAUUUGACGUAUCUAAUCAUAUUUGAUUUUUUCAAUAUUUAGCAUUUUAUUUUUGCUACUAUAUAGAAUAAUUUUGAAUAUUUAGCAUUUUGUUUAGAUUUGUAAUUUUAUUUACUAAUUUUAAUGAUACUAAUAUUUUAUAUGCAUAUAUAAGAAAUAUAUUUUAUUUCUAGUUGUGAGUACUUUUUCUUAGUCUUAAGUAUAUAUGAAUUGUUAUGAUAUUCUCUAGUUUUUUUUUGAUGGAAAUAAAUCAAGUAAUUCAUACCAAUUAAACAUUUUUAGUUUGAAAAGAUUUUGAUGAUUGUUAAUAUCUUAAAAUGGUGGAAUUCUGUUUUUUUUGGCAGUGGAUAAAACAACAAUCAUGUAGAAAGAUUAAAGUUUACCAAAGAAACAAAAACAGAAGAGCUGAAAAAGAAACAAAUAAGAAAAUAAGGGGCAUUUUCGUACACAACAAAAUUGGUCUCUCUGCUCUGCACAUGCACUCUUUGUAUCAGUCCUUUUAAAGAGAAGGGAGACAGAACAUUCUUUGGAUUUUCUCUCUUUCUCACACAGACAUCAUCCCAUCAUCACCACCCUUUCCUCUUGGACAAUCUCAUUCACAACCUCUCUGUCUCAUCUUUCAUUCUUUUCUUACAUCUUCUUCCAUGGCUUCUUUUGAAACAAGAAUGAACAUGGAUAGAGAAAAAGAAGAGGUCAUAGCAAACGGUGUGAAGAUGAGGGCACUUAUGCAGAAGUUAAGCCCAUCUAUCAGAAUCCCUUCUUCAUCGUCUCCAGCUUCUCGUCAUCUCCACAACCUCUCUGCUCAUGAUUAUCCUGUUUUCACUCCUAGCUAUGGAGAUGAGCCUGUGCCUGCAUUUCAUCGUAAGAAUCUCACAUCAUCUGAGAAUUUGGAUGAGUCUUGUGUUGGAGGUGAAGAUCAAGACUUGAGACAUACUCUCAGAUCCCAAACGUUGCAUUUUAGAUCGGUCUCUUCUUGUAAUGACUACAAACAAAGAGGUUUCGACACCAAGAGCUUCAAGAACUCUAAUCUUGUUGUGCCCUUGACGGAUUCACAUUCAGCUGCUGUUACUUCUCAGCCAAGGAACAGUGGAGGCAGAGUGUUGUCUUGGUUGUUCCCCAAGUUAAAGAGAAAGCACAAGAGCAACUCGAUCUUUAACUCCCCUAGUAGAACCGAGAGAUCAGAGGAAGUUCCUGAGAAGUUGAAGAGAGAGUUGAUGGAAGCAAACAGAAGCAGAGACGCUGCGUUGACACAAGUCUCGGAGAUGAAAUCUUCGUUGAGAGAGUUUAACGAGAAGCUUAAGUACUUGGAAAGUUACUGUGACGGUUUAAAGAAAGCUUUAGUGUCACGAGAGAAGAUGCCAGUGAGUGAAGAUGUGAUGGUUGAAAGGUUCUUGCAGAUUGUAUCCGAAUCAAGAUUAUCGAUAAAACAGUUCUUGAAAUCAUUAGUCGCAGAGAUCGAUGAAGAAGACUCGACUCUGAUUAGUAACAUCAACACUCUCCUUCAACCACACAACUUGUCAUUCACCUCUAAGCACUCCAAGAUCAUUCAGUACCACUUAGAAGCCAUCAUGAGCCAAUCUAUAUACCAAGAUUUCGAGAACUGUGUCUUCCAAAAGAACGGUAAACCGAAGUUUCUUGAUCAAGAACAAGAUCGAAAAGCGAAGUUCUCUUCCUUUGCUUCUUUAAGAAACUUGAGCUGGAACGAGGUAAUGGAAAAGGGUACAAAAUACCACAGCGAAGAGUUCAGUAGAUUCUGCGAUGAGAAGAUGAAUUUGAUCAUUACAACGUUGAAAUGGACAAGACCAUGGUCUGAACAGAUGUUACAAGCGUUUUUUGUCGCUGCAAAAUGUGUCUGGCUGCUUCAUUUGCUUGCCUUCUCGCUCAAGCCAGCGUUAGGGAUCUUGAGGGUGGAGGAGAACAGAGUGUUUGAGUCAAGUUAUAUGGAAGAUAUGGGUGGAGAUAGGGACAGGCAGAGAUCAACAGGGUCAUGUAGACCGGUGCGGGUUAAGGUUAUGGUGAUGCCUGGUUUUUAUGUUCAAGAUAUGGUGUUGAGAUGUAAGGUUAUUUGCAGGUACUAGUCAUAAGGCUAGAAGAGAGUCACACUCUCUUGUUGAUUAUCUCUUGUGUUUCUUCUUAGGCUUUAGUUGUAUCUUGUACAUAUUUGUUUGUUAAGAAUUAUCGUAGGUUAUAAAACUUCACAUUUUUUCUAUGUUAAAAAUUAUCAGAGGCUAGUAUCUCCUGUUGAUAUGCUAUGUUCUUAACAAAGUGACUUAUGAGACAUGAAUAAUGAUCAUUUUUAUUAUUGCA
Molecule: messenger RNA, 3085 nt
Organism: Brassica rapa (field mustard)
Lineage: Eukaryota; Viridiplantae; Streptophyta; Magnoliopsida; Brassicales; Brassicaceae
Product: IRK-interacting protein
Source: RefSeq, a predicted model, not a curated record